Cephus cinctus (wheat stem sawfly) is the source of this 2876-nucleotide messenger RNA. RefSeq names its product maternal embryonic leucine zipper kinase. Gene Ontology annotation, biological process: microtubule cytoskeleton organization; intracellular signal transduction; protein phosphorylation. Gene Ontology annotation, molecular function: ATP binding; tau-protein kinase activity; protein serine/threonine kinase activity. The coding region runs from base 1 to 1857 and encodes 618 amino acids. The transcript is spliced from 13 exons. NCBI's taxonomy places the organism in Eukaryota, Metazoa, Arthropoda, Insecta, Hymenoptera, Cephidae. The record is from RefSeq and is a predicted model, not a curated record. Gene Ontology annotation, cellular component: cytoplasm.
AUGGUCCGAUAUGGAGCACUCAAGGGUCUCUACGAUUUGGAAAAGACUAUCGGAUGCGGAGGAUUUGCAAAAGUUAAACUCGCUACUCAUAUUGCCACCGGAGAGAAAGUUGCUGUAAAAAUUAUGGAAAAGACAGCGCUGGGCGAAGAUUUACCAAGAGUGAAACUAGAAGUGGAAGCAUUGAAAACUUUGUCUCAUCAACAUAUAUGUAGACUGUAUGAGGUCAUUGAAACAGAGACCCAUUAUUUUAUGGUAAUAGAAUAUUGCUCUGGUGGAGAGUUAUUCGAUCAUAUAGUGGAAAAAAAUAGACUCUCCGAAACAGAAUCUCGAAAAUUCUUUCGUCAAAUAGUAUCUGCUGUAGCAUAUUUGCAUGACUUAGGAUAUGCACACCGUGAUCUUAAGCCUGAAAAUGUUUUGCUUGAUAAAGAACAAAACUUGAAGUUAAUAGACUUUGGCCUCUGUGCCAAACCAAAGGGUGGAAUGCAAUCUCAUUUAUUUACUUCGUGUGGCUCACCAACAUACGCAGCUCCAGAACUUAUAUUGGGAAACAAAUAUUUAGGAUCAGAAGUUGACAUUUGGAGUAUGGGUGUUCUUCUAUAUGCUCUACUGUGUGGAUUUCUUCCAUUUGAUGAUAAUAGUAUAGAAAAUCUAUAUAAAAAAAUCCUUAGUGGAAAAUAUGACGAGCCAAGCUGGCUAUCUAGUAGCAGCAGGCGAUUAAUUCGUUCAAUGUUGCAAACGGAUCCGAACAAGAGAAUCACUAUUGAAGAACUGUGCAAUCAUCCAUGGAUAACGGCUGGAUUUUUAAAUCCUGUCACGUUUGUCAAAAAAAUCAAUUUUGAAAGGGAUACCGAGGUAUUGAAUACCAUGUCUGCUAUUUGCGGGGAGCAUACCGAUGAUAUUUGGGAGCGAUUGGCGAAGAGCGACAGAACUGAUUAUAGGACAGCAACAUAUUUGCUAUUGCUUGACAGAAAAAUACGAGGGCUUCCCUUUAAAAUAACAUCAGCAGCCAGGCCACGAUUUAAAAAUAGAGGGAAUCUAGAAUUGACUCCUAAAUACGAAGGAAUUAGUAACUUCAUCACAAAACUGGAUCAAUCUCCAAGGGGUAGAGUAAAUAAGAUGUCAUCAGAUUCUAAUGCUCCCUGUGGCGUAUUGGUGAAAACACCAGAGAACCCUAAAAGUGUAACAACUCAGUUUACGGAACCCCAUGGUCCAGCGCGGAAAAGAUUAAGAGUGAAAGAUGCAGAUGACGUUUCUUCGCCAAUACCCACAAAGAAGCAGGUGGAAAAGGACAGGCUUACUGCAACCCCUACACCAAUUACACAGUCAGAUACCACAAAUCAACAAUCAUUAACACCAGGUAGUGCCCGUAAAGUAAUGAUGGGCCUCGAGCGCAGUUUGAAUCGAGUGAGACACGUUUUGACGCCAAAGCGACGUGGAAAAAGUGAAAAUUAUGAUCCAGAUCAGCCAAACACGCUCUCAGGAAAAGGUCUUUGCAAUGUCUCGUCCACGUCAAACGAUUGUCCAAAAUAUGUUUUAUCGCAAUUGCGUCGUGCCCUUCAUCGGAAAGGAAUUAUUUGCCGUCAAAAAGGGUUUAUUCUUCAUGGCGAAACGGAACUAAUAAUGUCCGGAAACAGUAAGGAAUACGCCAGACCUUUCUCUUCGCGAAACACCUGUUCGUUUGAGUUAGAGGUGUGUCUCAUGGAGGGCGUGUCCGACACGAAACCUUUAGUUGGAAUCCGUAGAAAGAGACUCAAAGGAGAUGCUUGGGUUUAUAAACGCGUUUGCGAGGAAGUUCUUGCACUGGCUGCUGAAGACGUACCAACAGAGGAAACUGCGGGAUCAAAAUGCCUCAUCUGAUCGAUCGGUUAAAUAUUUUUCAACUGUAAAUGUAUAUAUAUAUAUAAUAAUGGUAUAUUGGAUAGAAAAGCAUUGAUAGGGAUAAUUUAUAAGUUAGAACAGUAUGAUCUUUCUUCGUUUUCUAAUGCAACAUUCAAAUUUGACAUCUGUUUGUGCUUAUUCAAUGCCAGUAAAUUAUCGACCGCAAAAUGCUUGGUGGAACGUUGAUACGAUGGCGCCACUGUCGAUAAUUAUCAUUCGUAGCUAAUAACUUGUCAGUGUGUGGUUACAAUACUCAUGUUACUAUUGAUAUUAUAUUUUGCAAUUUUUGCCACUCAUAAUAUGAAACGGGUUUUUCGAAAUAUGUUGCAAAUUUUUUUUUGCUAGGCAGUAAAGUAGUUCCGUCCUCGAUGAUCUUAGUUUACGAUAUUAUGCAAGAACGUGAUCAUCUUUUCACAGUGAAUAGCACAAAAAGUAACAAUAUUAGUGAUAAAUCAUUAGCUGAUUCAUUCGCAUCACUCGAACUCGAGGGAUCAAAUCGCGAAAAACGGUUGAAAAUUUCGCAACAUUAGCUUUAAGAUGCUGGAUAUUUUCGCCAGAAUAAACAUUCGAUUUUAGAUUAUUUAUUAGUAAAUACGUAAUGUUACUAUUUUAAGUCACUUUACUGAUAUUACACUUUUAGAGAAACACAUGUUACAGAACGUCUGUCACUGUGUCGUAAUACGCGUUUGUCUUUUUUUUUUUAUAAGGAGUUUGCUAACCGGUACAAGAAAUCGAGCGUUAUUUUUUAAGUGUAAAACACGUUCAUUUCGUAUGCAUUGGUGGCACAGUGCUGAUUAGAGAUUGGCUAUAAAAUUAAACCACCAUAUUAAAUUGUAUAGCUUGAAAGCAAUCAUAAUAUAACUGAAAACAUAUAAAUGUAAACUUUCAACUAAAGAUGUUCCUUGUGCCGGAGGGAUAUUUCAUUUGUAAAAAUUAUAAAUAUAAGAAUUCAUUGCAGCAGAAUUAUUUCUUACAGAUAAUAAUUUCUUCAUACAAGA